Molecule: messenger RNA, 1793 nt
Organism: Abrus precatorius (Indian licorice)
Lineage: Eukaryota; Viridiplantae; Streptophyta; Magnoliopsida; Fabales; Fabaceae
Product: nuclear pore complex protein NUP50A-like
Exons: 2
Coding region: 149-1507 (452 amino acids)
Biological process (GO): intracellular transport
Cellular component (GO): nuclear pore; cytoplasm
Molecular function (GO): GTPase activator activity
Source: RefSeq, a predicted model, not a curated record
GUUGCCCAUUUUCGCUGAAUGCCUGAUCUGCGUCUUGCUGUCGACACUCCAUAGUCUCUGGAUCUCGAUCUCCACUUUGCUUCAACUUCAGCUCUUCUUGUACUGAAACUUGGGAAAUAGAAGUUUGAUAUAUUGGUCUCUUUCUUCAAUGGGGGAUACUGAGAAUUCCCUUCCACCAUCAAAGAAAAGAGCUGCUGGAAGGGAGCUCACUCGAGACACUCCUUUGGAUGAUGAGGAAGAUAGCCCUGAGCUUGAUGCUGGAACUUUCAAAAGGGCCAGUGAUGAGGUUCUGGCAACCAGAAGAAUAGUCAAAGUUCGCCGCCAGCAGACCAAUUCUGCUCCUUCGUCAAAUCCUUUUGCUGGAAUACGCUUGGUUGCUCCUACCGAGUCCAGUGAAAAUCCCUGUGAAGCUACUACCAAAACACAAGAAGCUGGUGAGAAUACUGUUGCAGAUGAUUUGAAAGGUAGUGACAGUGUAAUCAAAGAGUCUGAGAAAGCUAAAGAUGAAGAAGGUAAGGAAUCAGAGACAGAGGGAAAACCUCAUGAGGUGGAGGAUAAAUGUGCUGAAAGUAAGGAUGCUGCUGAAGGAAGCAAUGCAGAGAAGGAGAAUAAUGAUAACAAAUCUAAGGUAGAUGAUGAGCAAAGGAAGGAUGACAAUAAAAGCGAAAAUGAUGACAAGAAGAACAAUGAAAAUAAGGAGAGUGCCAGUGAGGAUGAUAAAGAACAAUCUAAGGAUGAAAAUAAUGCCGCAAACGAUGAUAAGAAAGAAAAUAGCGAAAACAAGGAUAAGAACGAUGAAAAAGUUGAAAGUGAAGAACCUAGUGCUGAAGUCAGCAGUUUGAAGUCAUUUCAACAGCUUUCACAAAGUCAGAAUGCUUUCACAGGUCUUGCUGGAACUGGAUUUUCUUCUUCCUUGUUUUCCUUUGGGUCUGUGUCAAAUGACGGGUCUGCUUUGGGCAGUGGGUCUGGUUCUAUUUUUGGAAUGAAAAAUGACAAGCCUCUUGGUUUGGGUUUAUCCAACAAUGGAAGUUCCGGUUUUGGGGCAUCUGCUGUUUCUAAGAGUGAUGGAAGUGGUUUGUCAACCCUGCAAGAAGUUGUUGUUGAAACUGGUGAAGAAAAUGAAAAAGUAGUUUUUAAUGCAGAUUCAGUAUUGUUUGAAUUUGUGGAUGGGAGUUGGAAGGAAAGAGGCAAGGGAGAAGUGAAGGUGAAUGUAACUAGUGGAACAGAAAAAGCCCGACUACUCAUGAGGUCUAGGGGAAAUUACAGGUUGAUUUUAAAUGCACGUCUAUACCCUGAUAUGAAGCUCACAAAUAUGGACAAGAAGGGUGUUACUUUUGCUUGCAUCAAUAGUGCCACCGAAGGGAAGGAUGGUCUUUCAACAUUUGCUUUGAAGUUCAAAGAUGGGUCCAUAGUGGAGGAGUUUAAAGCUGCUAUCAUGGCACACAAGGGCGAGGCAUUGACGCUUCUCAAGGCUCCAGAAAAUUGUCCCGAGGCUUCUGAUGUAUGAGAUAUAUGUCACUUACUGGAUACUCAAUUUUCUCACGAACUCCUUCCCCCUAGUUGUAUGGCAGAGUCUAUCAUAUUUGAGACUAGUACUUUAAUUUGAGUCAAAUCUCCAAAUUAUAAAGGAAUAUAAUUUUGGAUAAAUCUUGAAUUUAGAAUACUUAGCUCUUAAACAGUGGAACAUUCAAUAGGAUUAUUGCAGGAUUAUUGCUUUUAAGUCCAGAAUUCGAUUAAUUUCAACGUCCAAAUACCUAACGUUAUCUGUCAAUCAUGGCUAGUAAAAGCGUUUG